AUGUACAUUCCAACAUGGGCGACCCGCGUCCUUGCCCUCCUCGACAACGUCUCCCCUCCCUCAUCGGACCUGGCACCAAAGCGGACCUGGCACCUCCUAGGCGAGGAUGGGGACGGCAAGACGUGUUACCUCUCAGUCGAUAAGGUAGAGGUGGGCGCGCUGGCCAAGCUGGAGGUCGUCGAGGGCGAUGCACCGCCAGGCGACCAGGGCGUGUGGGCCGUUCAGCCCGUCAGUGGUGCCUGGCUGUGGAAGCUCUUCGUGCCCGACACCAACCUCUGUCUACGCACGCACCUCGCAACCGAGAAGGGGCGGAUACGUUCGGUCGAGCUUGCCGAGUGUGAUCGUAAACUUCCUGGUGCGGCGGAUACGUGGCAGCUCGACUGGCUCGACCACAAGCGCACGCAUGCGAGCUUUAUCUUGCUUGACGAUACGCGGUUCCGCCUCAGCUUCAAGGACCACACUAUUGGAGCGGUGAGGCACGUGAAGGGAUGGGAGCAGGACUUUGAGGUGCGCAAGGCGGUGUGGCCGCAUCUCGACUAG
Cutaneotrichosporon cavernicola is the source of this 540-nucleotide messenger RNA. RefSeq lists its product as uncharacterized. The coding region runs from base 1 to 540 and encodes 179 amino acids. Lineage: Eukaryota; Fungi; Basidiomycota; Tremellomycetes; Trichosporonales; Trichosporonaceae. The record is from RefSeq and is a predicted model, not a curated record. The transcript is spliced from 3 exons.